Chinchilla lanigera (long-tailed chinchilla) is the source of this 1235-nucleotide messenger RNA. It is a transcript of the gene Arhgdib, whose product is annotated as Rho GDP dissociation inhibitor (GDI) beta. The record is from RefSeq and is a predicted model, not a curated record. The transcript has 6 exons. Lineage: Eukaryota; Metazoa; Chordata; Mammalia; Rodentia; Chinchillidae. Bases 155 to 757 code for a protein of 200 amino acids. Gene Ontology annotation, cellular component: cytoplasm; membrane; cytosol. Gene Ontology annotation, molecular function: Rho GDP-dissociation inhibitor activity; protein binding. Gene Ontology annotation, biological process: Rho protein signal transduction.
UAGAGACAGCCCAGGGUUUCCUUUUCAAGGAGGUUUAAAACAUUUUUUUCUCGGUAACUUCCUUCCUGUUCUAACUGCCAGUACUCAGAAGUCAGAGUUGAGAGACAGAGGCACACGACAGAGACGACAGAGACGCGACGCACUGAAUAUCAAGAUGACAGAAAAGGACACAGAGCCACAGCUGGAUGAAGGUGACGAUGAGCUAGACAGCAAGCUCAAUUACAAGCCACCACCUCAGAAGUCCCUGAAGGAGCUACAGGAGAUGGAUAAAGAUGACGAAAGUCUAACUAAGUACAAGAAGACCCUGCUGGGGGAUGCUCCUGUUGUAGCAGACCCAACACUGCCAAAUGUGACUGUCACACGGCUCACUCUGGUUUGUGACAGUGCACCAGGCCCAAUCACCAUGGACCUUACCGGGGACCUUGAAUCUCUCAAAAAAGAAACUUUUGUGCUAAAGGAAGGUAUUGAAUAUAGAGUCAAAAUUCACUUCAAAGUAAACAAGGAUAUUGUGUCAGGCCUGAAAUACGUUCAGCACACCUAUCGGACUGGGCUGAAAGUGGAUAAAGCAACGUUUAUGGUUGGCAGCUACGGGCCUCGACCAGAGGAGUAUGAGUUCCUCACUCCAGUGGAGGAGGCUCCCAAGGGCAUGCUGGCCAGGGGCACCUACCACAACAAGUCCUUCUUCACCGAUGAUGACAAGCAAGACCACCUCACCUGGGAGUGGAACCUGUCCAUUAAGAAGGACUGGACAGAAUGAUGCAUCUGCCCAUUCUCCCUCCUACCCCUACCACCUGGAAGAAUCCUCCGAGCCACAUUGAUCACCCUGUCCCUCCUUUGUCCCUCACCCCUGUUCACAGCUGGGUCCCUUCUCCAACACCCUCCACUUCCUUAUUGAUGUAUCUUAUUCCACGUCCCUAAAGCAGAUGAGGCUUAAACUCUGCCUGCUCUCUCUGUGCCCAGCUCAGAGCCACACCUUCCAAGUUCUCCACCUCAUUUGAUGUUUCCCUCUUAUUCCGAUUUGAGCAACUAGAGGCCAAAACAUUGACAAACUACCGUGACCAGUUCUUCUGCCUUAGGUUUAGUUGCUCAUUCCCAUCCCUGGAUUCUUUUGUGGUUGUAGCUGGCUCAAUGAAUCCCUCAUAAUAUGUCCUACCGGUUGGGGUUCUUCUUAUGUGGGAGACACUGUAAACAACUCGAGAAAGUAAGAAUAAAACAACUGUAUGUUCAGAGUGAGA